Messenger RNA from Hirsutella rhossiliensis, 2418 nucleotides. RefSeq names its product glycosyl hydrolase family 47 protein. The record is from RefSeq and is a predicted model, not a curated record. Gene Ontology annotation, cellular component: endoplasmic reticulum; Golgi membrane. Gene Ontology annotation, biological process: carbohydrate metabolic process; N-glycan processing. Bases 1 to 2418 code for a protein of 805 amino acids. The transcript has 6 exons. Lineage: Eukaryota; Fungi; Ascomycota; Sordariomycetes; Hypocreales; Ophiocordycipitaceae. Gene Ontology annotation, molecular function: mannosyl-oligosaccharide 1,2-alpha-mannosidase activity; calcium ion binding.
AUGCCGAGACGCAGAUACAGGCUCUUUACCGUCUGCGCCGUCGUCGUCGUCUUCUUGCUCUACCGCCUCGUCCAGAACUCAUGGGCCCCGCAGCCCGACCUGGCGAGCACCCGCCGCCCGCCGCCGCUCGUUCCCCAAUCCGCGCCCCAGGGUCCGAACCGCGAACAUGCUAAGUCGCUCGCCGCCAAUCGCCCGCAAGAGCCACUAACGGGGGCCUCCGAGCCCCUCGCAAACGACAAGCCAAAGUCAGGCCACGUCGGUCAGGGAAAGGCGGGCGGUGACGAGCGAGUCGACCUGCAGCAUCCCCCGUCAUCCAAGGAUGGGAGUCCUCGGCCCUCCCUAGACGGCUCCGACGACCCAACUUCUCCAGACAAGGCCGACAAGGACGAGGUCCCGCUGGGCUGGAAGAAUCCCCCGAAGGGUGCCGCCCCCGAGUCGAUGCCCCUCGCCGAUGGCCAGGUUCACUGGACCAAGCCCAACGAGCAUUUCCCGCUGUCCAAGGCAUCCAUCGUUCCGCUUCCCACCGGUGCCGCCAAGAAAAUCCCAAAGGUCCAGUUCAACUUCGCCUCCGAGUCCCCACGGGCCAAGGAUACGCGCCUGCAAAGGCAGAAAAAGGUCAAGACGGAAUUGGCUCGCUCCUGGGCUGGUUACAAGAAGCAUGCCUGGAUGCACGACGAGCUCUCCCCCAGCUCGGGUCGCUAUCGGGAUCCCUUCUGUGGCUGGUCCGCCACCUUGGUCGAUACUCUAGAUACCCUAUGGAUCGCCGGCAUGAAGAAAGAGUUUGACGAGGCGGCAAAGGCCGUCAAUAACAUCGACUUUACCUACACCCCCCGCUCCGAUAUCCCCGUCUUUGAGACCACCAUUCGAUAUCUCGGCGGCCUCAUCGCCGCCUUCGAUGUCAGUGGAGGGUCUCGAGGCGACUACUCCUUUUUGCUGGACAAGGCCACGGAGCUGGCCGAGAUCUUGAUGGGUAUCUUUGAUACUCCCAACAGGAUGCCCCUGCUGUACUACCAGUGGAAACCCGAGUACACGUCUCAGCCCCAUGCUGCCAGCCAAAUCACUUCGGAGAACAAGUACUACGAUGCCAUUGACCGCAUCACCAACGCCCUAGUCGAUUUUCAGCAACAAGGAUCGCUCAUACCCGGGCUGGUUCCCGGCGGAAAUGGGCUUCAAAAGUUCCACGUGGGCGGUGGGCAAGACUCGGCCUACGAAUAUUUCCCCAAGGAAUACCUGCUUCUCGGCGGUCGAGAGUCCAAGUACCAGAAGCUUUACGAGGACGCGGUUGGCGCCAUCAACAAGUGGCUCCUAUUCCGGCCCAUGAUCAAGGGGAACUGGGACGUGCUGUUCCCCGCCAAGCUGAGCACUUAUCGAGACUCCGUCGAAGACUUUCGAUACGAGUACGAGGUUGCUCACCUGACAUGCUUCAUUGGUGGCAUGUACGGGCUCGGGGGCAGGCUCUUUGACAGGGAAGAGGACGUUGAAACCGCCAAGAAACUCGCAAACGGCUGUGUGUGGGCUUACCAGUCGACCUUGUCGGGCAUCAUGCCAGAGUUUGGGCACGUCAUUCCGUGUCCUUCCAAGGACCAGUGCGAUUUCAAUCGGACUCGGUGGUGGGAGGAGCUUGACCCGUCCAAGGGCCGGCGAGAUGAGCAGGCGCGAAAGUGGGAAGCGGACCAGGGAACAAAGAAGGCAGGCCGAGCAGCGGCUGCCAAAGCCGCAUUGGAAGACGACGAAUCCAAAGCAUCUGACAGCAGUGCAAAAGACACCAUUCGGCAAAAGAGCAACUCCUUGGGUGACAAGUCGAGCGUCAUUGACAAACGAGCGGCUGUCCCAGAGCAAGGCAAGAACAGCGAGGGAGGCUCUGAAGAUGAAGACGACCACGACGGUUCGAAGCUGCCAGCGUCGCUCAGGAAAAAGAAUUCAUUGGCGAAUGAUGACACUGAGGAAGCCGCCGAGGCCGACUCGGACGGCCCGGCCAGCUCCAAGCGGCAAGGGCUACUGGCGUCUAAGUCGGAUAGCUCGGCUGCGGACAAGCCGCAGUCGCACGAAGAGUACGUCAAGGAGAAGUUUCAGCGGGAGGGGCUUCCUCCAGGAUUCGUGGACGUGCCGUCGGCGUCGUAUAUUCUUCGGCCUGAAGCGAUCGAGUCAGUAUGGUACAUGUACCGUAUCACCGGCGACGUGGAGUGGAUGGACAAGGGCUGGCAAAUGUUCGAGGCGACGGUGCGGGCGACGAGGACCUCGAUUGCCAACAGUGCCGUGCACAAUGUGUUGUUGGAGGAGCCGACGACCAAGGACGAGAUGGAGAGCUUCUGGAUGGCGGAGACGCUCAAGUACUACCUUCUCCUCUUCUCGGAGCCAGACGUGAUCAGUCUCGACGAGUGGGUGCUCAACACGGAGGCGCACCCGUUCCGGCUCUAA